Molecule: messenger RNA, 4245 nt
Organism: Serpula lacrymans var. lacrymans S7.9
Lineage: Eukaryota; Fungi; Basidiomycota; Agaricomycetes; Boletales; Serpulaceae
Exons: 20
Coding region: 1-3624 (1207 amino acids)
Biological process (GO): exocytosis; Golgi to plasma membrane transport
Cellular component (GO): exocyst
Source: RefSeq, a predicted model, not a curated record
AUGUCUCCUGUGCCUUCAUGUCCUCCAGAAGACAGGCCCUCACGCCCUCAAAGAUCUGAGCUGAGGGCUCGCCAAGUAUCUGAUUACUCUACGUCCGAAAGAACUUCUACGUCCUCUGGGGCAACACAAGGAUAUAGAGACCCAGUGUGUUCCAGCCCAACUUCUCUCGCCGCUGUCAUGUCUGCAUUUCAAUCUGCUGGUGCUCGCAAACGAGCAAUGACUAACGGAAAAGAGGAUGUUGAAUAUGAACGUGAGAAGCAGAAAGAGAUGGAGAUGGAGAAGCUGAGACAGGAGCGGAUCAAGGAACGUAUGCCAGGAAGAAAAGCAACAGGCAAGGCUAAGGCGGGUGACAUCGAUGUUGUAUUGGACGAGAUAACAGACGAAUGGGAGUUUGUCAUCGAUCCAGACUUUAAUAAUGUAGAUUUGGCACUUUCACUGCUUGGUGAUUCGCCAGUUGGCAAAGACAUGGAUUCAUUCCGGCAAACGAAAGCCACCCUAUCUAAAGCGUUGAAGGGAUCGGUUGAUAAACACUAUCAAGCUUUCGCCGCCGCCCUCCCCCAUCACGCUUCUCUGAUAAAUUACCUUGGUUUGACUCAGACACAAAUUUCCGAUACUCGUUUUGCUCUUCAAGAAGCUAGAGAUGCUCUAGGCAGUAAGCGAGCUGACUUAGUCCAAUUGUGGUCAAGGAGUCAAACUUUGGAAGAAAUGAUGCGAAUUCUUGAUCAAAUUGAAAAUCUAAAGUCAGUACCGGACCUGCUGGAGACUCUAAUGUCAGAAAAACGGUUACUACAAGCAUCGAUUCUUUUAGUGCGAAGUUUGAAAAUGAUAAAUACACAAGAUAUGCAAGAAAUUGGGGCAGUCGUUGAUUUACGAAGUUAUCUUAGUGGCCAGGAAAUGGCUUUACGAGAGAUACUGAUUGAUGAACUCCAUAAUCACUUAUACCUCAAAUCAUUCUGGUGUGAAUCGCGCUGGGUGGCAUAUACUCUAAAUCAGCAGAACUUUCCUCGAGUCGAAUUCGAGGAUGAACCACCGCCAUAUGUUCCGGAACCAGAAUCUACGCAGGAACCGUUAGCAGACAUCAACAAGUCGUCUCGAUUAUCUCGAUUUCUCAGUGGCCUUGCUAUGCGACCAAACGAUCCCCCUCACGAUAUUACCGAAGCAAGCUUUCAAAGCAGUGAUUCACCCCAAAUAUCAUCGUCGUCAUCUUUGCCCUCCAAUUUAUCUUUCUCCAAUAUUUCCUCGCUAUUUCCUUUUUCGUCGCAAGCGUCACAGUCUAAUGCCAACCCCGAGUCGGAUUCCUUUACGUAUAUUGAAACUCUAUUAGAGUCAUUUGCUGUACUGGGGAAGCUUGGCAGUGCUCUUGACAUGGUUGCUCAAAGGCUGCCAAGUGAAAUCUUCGCACUAGUGGAAGCCACUCUAGAUCAGGUCGAAGAGCGAGCAGAAGAAGCGAAGAGAGUAUCUAUGUUUGGUUUCGGGGAUGCCAGUCUCAGGAGGUCAGAGGGAGGCUAUGUCUUCGUGGUGGGAGACCCUACGGCAGGAAUGGGCUUCAGUGUAAUAGGAUCCUCUAUGGCAUCCAAGGGUAAUUCUCUUCGCGCCUCCUCGCUGAGGUUAGCGGCCUUGGAAUCUUCGACUAGAUAUGCCGAUCAAGAAACCCUUAAAGACCUCUUUUGGACUCUCUAUUCUAAGCUGGAUGCUGUUACGCAGGGUUUGAGAGCGAUUUAUGAGGUCACAAAACGAAUAGGCUCGAGACGGGACUUCAAAGACUCAUCUGGUGCCAAACCAGGUGCUUUGUUUCCGCUUGCUGAAAUGUGGCUUCCCGUCCAAGCAGAGGUUAGAACCCUUCUACAUGACUACUUAACGAACGACGGGCAAAGUUCAGUAGCGGGACGGAAUCCAAUAUCUUCCAUUAACGAGGUUCUGCGUGAUGGCAGAUUUAACAGGGAUAAGAGCAAGACUGUGUUCCGUUUUGCCGAUACAGAUACAAAACUCACAAAUAAGAUCCUAAAAAAGCAUGAAGAUGAACUUGCGCGUGCUCUCAAGGACACGAUGCCAGGACUUGUGCAAAACUCUACAGAAAGCACGGUCCAGGCUAUGUUAUCUACUGUCGGAACAGAUGAUCGCUUGACAGGUCUCAGCCAACACCAUCGUUUGCUAAUCCGACCGGAUGCAUUUCAUGUCAGUGUUCUUUUCCAGCCCACACUAACUUUCUUGAGCCGUAUAUCCGAGAUAUUGCCUUCCGGGGUCGAAAGUACUCGUCCAGCCAGCGAAGUUUUGGACAAUUUUGUCUUGAAAGUGUAUUUGCCUCAGCUUGAGGAGAAGGUCUCUACACUUUUCCAUCAAGCAGUGACUGGUCCCGAGGCAUUUCAACCUGAUCCUUUAUCGAUGCGUAUCAGUCUUCAACCUCUAUUGAAGGCAAGUACACAGCUCAUAGCGCUGAUAAAUUCUUUGUGCGCCAUGCUUCGAAGCACCCCCUUCCAUCGUGAAAACUAUUCAAGGCUCAUCCUUAGCGUCAUCAUACAAUUCUAUCAGCGUUGUAGUGACCGCUUCUACGAUCUAGUAUCUACAUGUUGGGGUUCUACCCAAUCUUCUGCUUUAGCUGCGCAAUGGGCUCAAAAAUCAGAAAUAAGCUUGUGCUUGGCAGAGCUAUUUUCUACAUCAGAAGCGAAUACCAGUAGGCUAGAACACCUUUGUCGUCAAGAAACUCACUUAGAGUCGAGCUUCCUGGUACAAGGCUCAGUCAAUAAAGGCGAUAUCGUACCUUCGACUCGGAAUCUCGCAGCGCUGUGUGCUUUAUACCGCAGUCUAGCGUGGUUUACCACAGAGUUGAACUCUUUGAAAGCUGGUCCAGGAGGCGUACUCUCUCCCACCAAUCCAAAAUCACGGCUGGAGCCACUGAGCCCUGCUACAACGAGCUUACAUGCUUUGCUUUCAAAUAUAUCUGACGAGCAGUUGGGCCUCCCUUUGACGCGUGAAAUGGCUUUACGUUUCGGAGCGUUAAUUCAAACUUACAAUCAGCUAGCUGAAAUCAUCCUACACACUAUUAGGAUUGACAUUCGUUGUCGUGUUAUACAUUAUCUAGAUGCUGCUCUGCGACAUGGGAACUAUUCUGUAGAUCAUGAAGCAGGAGAGCCUGACCCUUACAUCAUCGACCUGAAUGCCGAACUUGGAGCAUGUGAUGACCUCGUCUCGGCCACUUUGCUCAAAGAAGAAUGCUGCUUCAUAUUUGUAGGACUGGGACCUCUUAUGGAGCAUCUUUUAAUUUCAAAUGCCCGAUAUAUACGCUUUGCUAACAAGUUUGGCAUAAAGAAAAUCAUACGAAAUAUCUUAGCUCUACAGCAAAGUCUCAAAACUGUCGCUAACGGGCAACAGCACACAGAGUUUGAACGAGCGAAAGCUUAUUAUUCGCUUUUCUUCUUACCCCCUCAGGAUAUGCUGAAUGGCAUCCGACAGAAGAAGAAGUUCAACUUUGACGAGUAUAAGGCCAUACUGAAUUUGCAGUGUGGUGUCGAUCAAGGAGAAGACGAAGCCACGGCGUCCCGAGCUGCAGAUCGCAACUACAAUAUGUAUACUAUAGAGUUGCGCGGUUUGGAGAUGGAGAGUUCCAUAGAUAUAGAGGAGGCAUGAGUACAAUCCAAACAUAGGUUAUAUUUAUUCCACUGUAGUUAUUGUCAAAUACAUCAGUUAACUAUAGUAGUGUUUUGUCUAAUUGUAGUACUCGCUUUCCAUGUCCUGACGUACUCUUUUCUUGCGCCCCACGUAUCCAAUCCAUAUUUUCCUCGCUUGCGUGAGGGAGAGAGGCUAAAUGAGAACUUGAAGGGAAAAUUGCAUAUGAGGGCAAGGAAAUUUCAUAUCUGGCACUCUUUCCAUUUUCCCCUGAUAUAUGAAUUUGCUUCAGGAUAGGCAAUUUGGCGAGGAGCUCCUGAUACCGUCUCCGGAGCCAUCUGGGCCUAUUUGUUUUAUCCUUAGUUAUGCCCUCGUGUGUUAUGUCGUGUCUUCGAAAGGCACGUAUCUCCUUGGUUAUGGGAUUUUUCCAAGGCUGCCCUGCUAGCUUUGAAAGCUCCCAGAAAACGUCAGUUUUUUCAAAACCGGUAUUCAAUGAAGCUUCCGCAGGUCCAUCUUGUAUGCCCUUUUCAUAAUCAGGGAAGUCAUUGAUGUGAAUUUGUAAUGGAGGCAGGACUUUCUUCCAUUCGCGAACAAAGUACCGCCACCGAAUGUUCACUUCUCUGCGUUUACUAAAAGGGCCCA